AUGCCCGCGAUGAGUGAUCUGAAGCCUGCAAUCCUUGCGGCGGGUACUCUGUUCAUGCUUGCCGUGCUCUACUUGCUUGUGAGGGAUGAGGCGGAGGAAGAGAAUGGCUCUGUUGGCAAGGAUCCGAAGUCGCUGCUGAAGGAGGUGCUGACUCAGCUGCUGGAUGUGGAGCAGCGGGCAAAGCGGGUGGUCGAGGAGCUCGUCCGAGAGCAGCUGUCCGGCAAGGAAGUCUCCAUAGAUGAAGCGUACCGGCGCGUGGAAGCCUGCGAUCUAGUCGACCCGCUGGAGAAGCAAGGGCUUAGUAUCCAAGAGUUUGAAGCGAUGGUGGCGGAGCAGCAGAACGACCCCUGGGUGAUGGAGUCCAUGGUGCGGCUAUCCGGACAGCACCCCGCCGACAUGAAGCCUGGCGGUGUGGACCUGGAUGUCGCGAAGAUUCUCGCGAUGAAGGAGUUUGCGCUCGUGGAGCUGGAGAAGCUAGUUGCAAGCUUCCUGAGCGAGCCAAACGCGGAAUCCAAGGAUUUCAAGGCGGCCACCGUCGCCCUGAAGGCCCUGGUGCACGCUAAAGUGGAGAAGGCUCACGGGGUGGCCGCCGAUGAGGUCGAAACCGCUGCCGUCAUGAAGCAGGAGGAGCUCAUCCGAAAUCCCGACUUUGUGGGCAUCCUGAAGCGUCAGCAGACGGUGAUGCAACAGCUCAUGAGCAAACUGAUGUCUGGACCAAAGGAUGUCGGUGGAGACGUGGAUUGA
Molecule: messenger RNA, 744 nt
Organism: Symbiodinium sp. CCMP2456
Lineage: Eukaryota; Dinophyceae; Suessiales; Symbiodiniaceae
Source: the annotation of a GenBank genome assembly